This is a messenger RNA of Sclerotinia trifoliorum, 3709 nucleotides long. Lineage: Eukaryota; Fungi; Ascomycota; Leotiomycetes; Helotiales; Sclerotiniaceae. The record is from the annotation of a GenBank genome assembly.
ACUACUACCUACCUACCUACUAACCUACUCCUAAAUAGGUAUUCCAUCUCCGUCCGGGAAUUUCGUUCAUUCAUUUAACCAACCUCAAUAAAAGGAAAGAACAUACUUAUUACUACCUACCUAACUACCUAGUUAGGCUCCGUAAUUAUAUCUCCGAGGUGUGAUUGAUCCUCCAUUCCUUCUCCCUCCCUUCCUAACGGCUUCCAUUCUGCCAUGUUAUGUCAAAUGAAUGGAUGAAUGGCUUUUGAUCGAAAAUGUUAAUCUAUUUUUGACCCCUCCGCACUCCAUAGGCAUCUACCUACAUGCUCGUUUAGCUUGUUCAAGUAAUCAUCUUCAACGGAAAGUAAAAAGAAGACGACAAGGCACAAGGCUUAAGGCAUAAACAAGAUACAUUUUUCUCCAGCCUUGUAUCCUAGCCCACCGCGUGAUCGUUGCCAGAACACAGGCAUGCUAGGGUGUGCAGUGGUGCAGUCGUGCAGGGCAGGAGUGCUACCUCAUCAACAGUGCCCGUUAACAACUCAACCUCCACCUAGAAAACACAACCUUGAAGUAGGUACUUGUACCACGAAGUCCUUUUCUUCAUAGGUGAUAAUAUUAGGCGAUUUUCAUAUUUCGUCAAGUCCCUUCUUAAUUUUAUCCCUUGAACAUAAAAUAAACUUAAUCAUUCAAAUCACCACUACUACUCCCGCCCAGUUUGUCAUCAGUCAGUCAUGUCUAGCUCUCUUCGGAGGUCUCCUCCUGAUGAAGGCUAUAGCGAACAUCCUUUGACUGUCGUCAAUCAAUUCAAAUUCGAGGACUUGCCUUCAUGGCUCGCAGAUUUAUCUCCAGAUGAUCGUGCUGGUAAGUAGCAACCCGUCUUGUGCUCUUGAUGUCUUUCAUUCUUACAUUAAUUCAUGGCAGAAUAUAUUUUAGACAUCAUGAGUAGAUUACCGACUUCUGAAGUAUGGGACAUAGUUGGGCGCCUUAAACCUCGACUUAAAAUCGAUUUCUUCUUUCACUUACCAUCUGAGAUCUGUUUGAGGAUUCUCAGCUUCCUUGACCCAGUCUCACUAAUAAGAACCGCCAGCACCUCGCGACAUUGGCAAAUGUUAGCUUUCGAUCGAAAAUUGUGGGAACAACUAUAUAUACGCGAUGGGUUCAGAAUUAUUCGAUCGGAGGUUACGAAAUUCGAGCACCCGGGCGGACAACCUUCAUGGAUGAGCUCAAGGACCAGGUUCGACCUCAAUCUUCCAGCUAAGCGCAAACCCACCACCAAUUCACAGCGUAUGGUGCCCAGUCCUGAUCGGAGUAACGACAAUCAAGACCUGGACACGAUGAAGCAGACUUCAAUAUUUGGACCGGCAAGCACAAGGGAAAUGAAACAAAGUCCUCUUGCUGAAGAUGCGAUCAUGAUGGAUGCACCAGUCGUACCUUCGAAUAGUGGCAAUGUUCAGACCUCAUUUUCUAGUGCAGAGGGAAUUAUCCCUGGAGGGAAAGGAAAAGGAGUCUCGCGUCCCAGACAACUGCCCACUCUAGCCGUCGUAGACCGUAGUGAUGGGGAAGAGAAACUCAAUUGGCAUUAUCUCUAUACACAAAGAAGACGCCUAGAAGCCAACUGGGAUGCUGGAAAGUUUACCAACUUUCAAUUACCGCAUCCUAUGUAUCCGGAAGAGGGUCACACAGAGUGUAUCUAUACUAUUCAGCAUACUCAGAAUUAUCUGGUCAGUGGCAGCCGUGAUAAAACCAUACGAGUCUGGGAUCUCGAGAGAAGACGCCUUGCUCUUCCUCCCUUAGCAGAACAUCUAGGAUCAGUACUCUGCCUUCAGUUUGACCCAGAUCCGGAAGAAGACCUUAUUGUCUCUGGAAGCAGUGAUGCCACGAUCAUCAUUUGGCGGUUUUCGACAGGUAAGAUCGUGCAAAGGUUAACGACAGCACAUAGAGAAUCAGUUUUGAAUGUUAAAUUUGACAAACGUGUGCUUGUCACCUGUUCGAAAGAUAAAACCAUCAAAGUAUUCAAUCGCCGACCUAUCAAUGGAAGUAUCGUAAACGAAUCAGCUUCCAUCCAGAUACCAAACCUUGGCUUCGAAAACAAUCCCUCUGCGGGAACCAUCUUACUGCCAUAUACAAAUAUCUGCACAUUACAAGGUCAUGGAGCUGCUGUUAACGCCGUUCAAAUAUUGGGUGAUGAGGUCGUGUCUGCUUCAGGCGAUCGAACAGUAAAAAUUUGGAACUGGAAAAAAAACACUUGCACUAGAACCCUAUUGGGUCACAGUAAGGGAAUCGCAUGCGUUCAAUAUGAUGGUCGUCGUAUAGUGAGUGGUAGCAGUGACAAUGAGGUUAAAGUCUUCGACAAAGAAUCUGGUCUUGAAGUAGCCAGCCUUAGAGGUCAUACGAACCUGGUGAGGACCGUCCAAGCUGGAUUUGGUGAUUUGCCAUAUAGUGCGGAAGAGGAAAGGGAGGAUGCAAAGCGGAUUGAUAGAGAAUAUUUCAAGGCUGUGAACGGUGGAUUGGUCGAUCAGACUUAUCAACAAGGUCGGCUCAAAAAUGCCGGGUCCUCGAAACCAGAAGAUAUCACUGCUUUUGGUGCCAAAUUACCACCAGGAGGUGGAGGUUGCAAAUAUAGUCGUAUUGUCUCUGGAUCUUAUGAUGAGUCGAUUCAUAUAUGGCGAAGGGAUAAAGAAGGCGUUUGGAAGCCCCAGCAUACUCUCCGACAAGAAGAAGGUUCUCGAAGUGCAAUCAGGCAGUGGGCUAGAGUACCUCGAAGCAUUCCCAACAAAAAUGCAGCAUGGCUUCUGGGACUAACGCCUGGAUCAGCGGGUGACGAGGUACCGUUGGGAGAUAUUUCAAAGCUUGCCCCGGAGGACCAAAUUGACAAGGCAAUUGCGGCUGGUGCAAUAGGUCUACGUCAAACUCUCAAUCAGUACCCAGAUUUACUGCUUUACGAAUACUUGAGAGUUGCCAUCAAUCGUUUGACAGAUCACGCAAAACGCUUGCUGAAUCUUGUUUUCGUUGCAGCAUUACAAGCAAGAGGCUACGACAUAUCUGAUCUGCCCCAAUUGCGCAAUGAUUCAAAUACAACUACAGCACCGGUAUCAAGUACUGCUGCACCGAUUCCUCCAACAUUGCCCAAUCGUGGAAUGCCUCUAGGUGGUCCCGUUCCAACGCAUGCUCGUGUCUUCAAGCUUCAAUUUGACGCUCGUAGAAUCAUAUGCUGUAGUCAAACACCAACGAUUGUGGGCUGGGAUUUUGCAAAUGGUGAUAAGGAUAUUAUCGAAGCAAGUCGAUUUUUUGCUCCAAUGGAGUAGUGUGAAGAAAACACGCACAAGGUGCAAGAUUCGGCAUUUCAAAUGAGGCGGCGUUAGAUGGAUAACGAAUGGGGAUGAACCAGGCUGGAGUGGUGCAUUCAAUCCGGGCGUUUUACUGGAGGUGGUAAAUGACUACUAUCAGACGACAAAUAUUACGAAACUAUGAUUUUUAAUGGGGAACUGCAUUUAAUGUUGGUAUUGAUAUUGCAUAUGAAUAGGAAGCGGUGGCAUCGCUUUAGGGCGAUAGAUUAUUAUAUUGAUCGAUGUUUAUAUACAUUAACUGUAUAGUAUUAGUAUCGCAACAAUAUAUCUCUUUAUUUUGUAUACUUAGAUAUUAAUAAAUGAGAAUAUACUUUCUUGUUUAUUUAAAUAUCAGAAGUUUAAUAUUUAAUCUUUUGUUUUUAACUUUUGAUUUUUAACUUUUA